This is a messenger RNA of Zasmidium cellare ATCC 36951, 462 nucleotides long. RefSeq lists its product as uncharacterized. The transcript has 2 exons. The coding region runs from base 1 to 462 and encodes 153 amino acids. Lineage: Eukaryota; Fungi; Ascomycota; Dothideomycetes; Mycosphaerellales; Mycosphaerellaceae. The record is from RefSeq and is a predicted model, not a curated record.
AUGGGUUCUAUAAAGGGCUUGAGCGAAGAUCCCAAAGACAAGAAACAACAGCGCCGAACAGACCCGCAAAACAACUUCAAUUCCGAACAGACCAGUCGUACCGAAAACGCCUUCGAUCACAGCCAAAUGGCAUCCAAGCUCACGCUCCUCGCCACCGCGACUCUCGCUCUGCUGACCGGCGCCCAAGCAAGCGGCUCUGUCGUCCAAGGAUACCGCGGCACCCUCUGCAAUGGCGAGCUAGAAUGGCAGGUGGUGGGAGCCUCCGGGCAGUGCAUCAAUCUGGGUAUGCGGACUGAAGAGGCUGUGUCGAUCUUAGCGGCGGCGUCUUCGGGUCAUCGCAUCGGUCUGUACUCGGAUGACGACUGUGCUUCUCCUUCGAAUGUGUUUGAGAUUCCGCCGGAUGAGACGGGGUGUUACAAUGGCGAGACGGCUGUUCGAUCUGUCUAUUUUUCGUCGGUGUGA